Gigantopelta aegis is the source of this 4739-nucleotide messenger RNA. RefSeq lists its product as uncharacterized. Bases 17 to 3229 code for a protein of 1070 amino acids. The transcript is spliced from 12 exons. Lineage: Eukaryota; Metazoa; Mollusca; Gastropoda; Neomphalida; Peltospiridae. The record is from RefSeq and is a predicted model, not a curated record.
CGAAACAGCGAGAGCGAUGGGAGUGGGAAGUGCACACUACUACUGGACACUUUUCUGCAUGCUUGGCGCAGUUUGUCCUAAAUGUCCUGAACCGGAACCAGUUGCCAAUGCUUACCGUGUCUGGGAGCGAGGAACUGACAGCAGUUACGUGAGAUACAGUUGUCUGUAUAGCUACGUUCACACGUCCGGUGAUUUGUCAAGGAAAUGUACAGAACAACAUGGAACGUAUUCAGGCCAACCGCCAGUUUGUAGACUUGACUGCGGUGCCCCAGCCAAUGUGAGCGGGGCUGACAACGAUUUUAAAAACAGAUCAUGCCAAGACGACAACGUCACCUACACGUGCUGGGGGGACUACUCGCCGUUUGGAUAUACAGUCGAAACAAGAAGCUGCAGUGCUACUUACGGAAGAUGGUUCGGAAAUCCUCUGGUUUGUUCAGCCCCCGAAAACCUGGCAACUGAAGGUAACUGUACCACGUCACAGAGCUCGACUAGAAAAACCAGCUACACCAACAACAACUACACCGAGAACAUCUACACCGAGAACAACUACACCGACAACAGCAGCACCGACAGCAACACGUUCGACGAAAACAUCAACAUCAGCAUCUCACGGUCUUACGAAGGUAACAGUACCACGUCACAGAGCUCGACUAGAAAAACCAGCUACACCAACAACAACUACACCGAGAACAUCUACACCGAGAACAACUACACCGACAACAGCAGCACCGACAGCAACACGUUCGACGAAAACAUCAACAUCAGCAUCUCACAGUCUUACGAAGGUAACAGUACCACGUCACAGAACUCGACUAGAAAAACCAACUACACCAACAACAACUACACCGAGAACAUCUACACCGACAACAACUACACCGACAACAGAAACACAUUCAACAUCAGCAUCUCACAGUCUUACGACUCUGAUAUCGCCGUGGACGGCAGCGCGUUCUGUUCUAGCACUGAUGUCGAGACGAGGCCAUGGUGGUCGGUGUCGUUUGACGCCGUCGUCUACGACAUUCAUCGCGUCAUCCUGCACCUUGAGAUAAAGACAAACGAGCUUGUUAACAUAAGCGUACACGUGAUAGACGGAAACUGGACAUUUGAGUGUGUACCCGAUAGACUGGCGACAGACACACUGGAGGCGAUUUGUUCCAUCAAUACCCAUGGGAGCAAGAUCAACGUAACGGCACGUUAUAAAACUAAAGGUCCACUUACAAUAUGCGACGUUCAGAUAUACGGUCGAGGUCGUGGAUCUGGAUGCGACAUGCCUGACGUCAUCAUCGGCGCACGACCGCACUACACCGAGACCGGUUUCCAGUCUGUUGCUACGUAUGAGUGUGAAGAGAGCGCAGGGUACUACUACCAAGGAGGGAACUAUACAGUGACCUGCAGCGAGUCGGACAGUCAGUGGAGAAUGAAGACUUUGAAAUGUUCUAAUGGUGAAACUAUAGAAAGUGACAGUGCGAAGAUAAUUAAUGCAGCUCUCGUCUGGGAUCUAGGUGAAAUCUACGAAAUAGAGACGGUUACUCUAUCACAAAACCGUAUUGGUUGGUUUGAUAUUAUAUUAGUAUUGAUUUUAGGAGCAGCUAAGGAUUUCAUUGUGAAUAUAUCAGUCAGCAGGCAUGAUAAGGGAAAGACAUGUGUACACAAGACUUCGAAAGAUAACUACUUUGUGAAAGACGUUAGGACAAUCGCCUUCGAUUGCUAUGGCAACCCUUUCGGACGUUACAUCACACUAUCACAUCGCGCGAGUCAGAAGACAUUUGUUCCAGGUGCUAGAGUGCGGGUAUUCGUGAGACGUCAGACCAACAAAUCUCUUGAAUGUCUGGAAACUGUGACGGGAAGAUCUUACAAAGGUGGUGUGAACUUCACGGUGCAUGGAGAGAACUGUGUCAGGUGGGAUGAAGUACCGGACCUAUGCUACACAUCGGACGAUUUCCCUGAACACCGUCUCAAAGAAUCGGGAAGCAAUUGUAGAAAUCCUGCUGACAGCAGAAAGAGACCGUGGUGCUACACUUCACUGGGGAAAUCCUGGCAGUACUGUCCAAUCUUGUACUGUAAGGACAUAUGCACAUACGGAAAUUCUGGAGACCAGUACGAAGGCAGAAUCGGUAAAACCAUCUCAGGACAAACAUGCCAAACGUGGAGCGAGGAUGUACCUCAUAAACACGCGUUCAAGUUAUGGAAACAGUUUCCUAAUGGGUACAGCAACCAGGCUUACUGUCGUAACCCUCUGUCAUCCCAGACCAGACCCUGGUGCUUCACAACCAACACUUCACUGCGAUACGAGGCUUGCAACGUGCCACCUUGUCAUACAAAUUUUUCUAUUCUCUCAGCCCACGAUGAUAACCUAGACAUUUUUGAGCAGAUCGUAAAAGAAGAACAGUGUUUUUACUGGCAACACCCACUGUUAAGUCAACUCACAAAUCCUGCUGACGUGGAGGCGAUAUGUGUGUCAAACUCGCGAGUUGUAGUCCUCUGUAACACAAUGAACGGAGAUACGUUUAACUGGAAGUACAUCCUGCUGAAUUGUCAUACGGUCACGACUGAACCUACUGAAGCCACAUCGUCAACAAGAUAUUCACCGACACUCAGCAGUGAUACAUCGUCAAAGACAACAGCAUCAACAACAGCUCCAACAACAAAAACAGCUCCAACAACAAAAACAGCAGCUCCAACAACAAAAGUAGCUCCAACAACAAAAACAGCAGCUCCAACAACAACAACAACAGCUCCAACAACAAAAUCAGCCCCAACAACAAAAACAGCCCCAACAACAACAACAACAACAACAACAGCCCCAACAACAAAACGAGCUCCAGAAACUCCAAUUCCAUCAACUACAUCUCCCCCGAUAGACCCAACAACCAAAAUGGCCACUAUGUCAACCAAUAAAAAACGUUGUCUCAAUCCGUCAUCCAAUUCGUCUGAUCAGAGUAAUGGGACCGCGCGUUUUUGUCGAUGCGUGGUUAUCCACACGCCUGUCGAACUGACAGUGUUAAAAGAAAUGGCGAAACAGUCCUCCAGACAUCUGAUAAUGAACAAGACAAACUCGACGAAAUACAAGCGAUUAUUUACCAGUGCCCCCGAUGAUCGGCCAUCGUCUGCUACAAUAGGAACCGCAGCCAUUGCUGUCAUUUCCGUGUUCACAGUACUAAUAACUUUAGCAGAUAUCUGGCAAGUGCUGCACUGGAUAUAUCUUAAACUGUACAAAUUAUUUCAUUAGAUAUAGGGUACGUGCUGCCCUGUCUGGAAAGAUUGGUUGCAUCCAUUGUUCUGCUUUUGUUUUGUUUCAAUACCUUUAACAGGAAAUAUGCAACUGCUGCAGUAGGUAGCUAUAAAACUGUACGAAAUAUGACAGUAGAUAUAUGGUAUGUACUGUCCUGUCUGUGGAAAGAAAGGCUACAUCCAUUGUUCUGCUUUCUAACAGAUAUCUGGCAAAUUCUGCACUGGUUAUGUGUAAAACUGUACAGAUUAGUUCAUUAGAGACACCACUAGAACACAUUGAUUUUUAAUCAUCGGCUAUUGGAUGUCAAACAUUUGGUAAUUUUCAGAUAGUUUUAGAGAUGAAACCCGCUUCAUGUUUCUAUUAAUAUCAAGGGCUCUUAUAUAUGCACCAACCCACAGACAGGAUAGCACAUACCACGGCCUUUGAUAUACCAGUCGUUGUGCACCGGCAGGAAGGAGACAUCAGGCAAGUGCUGCACUGAAUAUAUCUAAAACUGUAUGAAUUAUCUCAUUAGAUAUAUAGUAUGUACUGAUCUAUCCGUGGAAAUAGGGGCUACACCCAUUGUUCUGCUCUUUUUGUUUUAAUAACACUAACAGAUAUAUGGUAAGUGCUACACUAGAUGUAUCUAAAACUGUACAAAUUAUUUCAUUAGAAAUAUGGUAUGUGAUGUCCUGUCUGAAAAGAGGCUUCAUCCAUUGUUCUGCUAUUUUUGUUUUAAUACUUUUAACAGAUAGCUGGCAAGUGCUGCACUGUAUAUAUGUAAAAGUACUAAUUAUCUCAUUAGAUAUAGGGUAUGUGCUGUCCUGUCGGUGGAAAGAGGGAUAGCACCCAUUAUUGUGCUUUUUUGUUUUAAUACCUUCAACAGAAAUUUGGCAAGUGUUGCAAAUUAUCUCAUUAGAUAUAGGGUAGGUGCUGUGCUGACUGGAAAGAGGGGCUGCAUCCAUUGUUCUGUUGGGUUUUUUUUGGUUUUAAUAUCUUUAACAGGAAAUUGGAAUGGACAUUUGAAAGGUGUUGUACUGGAUGUAAAUUAUGUAAAACUAUAUAAUUUGGUUCACUAGGCUUCUCUACUGGUGUAAUAUAAAAUGUGGUAUGUGCAGUCCUGUCUGUCAAAAGAAGGACUACAUCUAUUAAAUAUUCUGCUUUGUUUUAUUAUCUUGACACACAUUUGGCAGGGUCUGCAGUGGAUAUAUUUAAAAACUGUAUACAUUGGCUCAUUUGGGUAUAUAACAAGAGAUGUGGAGAGUGCUGUCCUGUCCUUGAGAAUAGGGACCGGGUCCAUUAUUAUGUUUCCUAUUGACCGUUUUAAUAACUAUAAAGUGACAUUAGACAGGUGCUCCACCGAGUGUAUGCAACAUUUGACACGUCAAAUAUAUUUAAAACUGCACACUUUUGGUUGCUAAUACAGUUUUCGCUACGUCUAGUAUAACAGUUGUAAUUUUGUUGACUUCGUUAAGCACAAAACACACGGGAGAUUGGUCUGGGCUUGGCAAGUAAGGUACCAGUCGAA